AUAAUUAAAAAAAAAAAUUCUAUUAAAAAAUUAGAAUUUAUAAAUAUGUAGUAGAAAAUAUAUUACAAAAUUAAUCAGCAAAAUUUUUAAAAUAGCUGAAAAAAAAUUGUUUUGAUGCGCCUGAAUAAUGGCAAUCAGUUUCUGACUCUGGAAUUUGUAGUAUUGCCAUUUCAUUUGUAAUGCAUAUUACUGGACAACUUGAAAUUUUAAAUGGUUUUCUUCAAUUAUUAGUUAAUGAAACUUCUGAUAAAUCAAAAAUGAUUUCAUUUAUUGUUCAACGACACAUUCGUUCAUUAAGAUUUGCAGAACAAUUGGAAAAUAUUAUGAAGGAAAUUUGUUUAGUUGAAUUUUUGAGUUCGACAUUUGGUAUUUGUUUAAUAGGAUAUUAUAUCGCAUCGGAAUUUAAAAACAAUGAUAUAACAAAAACUAUUGUUUAUUGUAUACUAUUGAUAUCAUAUAUCUUUAAUAUAUUUAUUUAUUGUUUUUUGAGUGAAUUACUUUUAACAAAGUGUGAAGAUGUUGGAAAACAAACGUAUAUGAUUAAAUGGAAUUUAUUGCCAAAGAAAAAAUCACUUGAUUUAAUUCCAAUUAUAAUGAUAUCUUCAAAACCAGCAAAACUUACUGCAGGCAAAAUAGUUUCAUUUUCAAUAGGUUGUUUUUGUAGCGUUUUAAAAGUGUCUGCAGCUUAUUUAAAUUGUCUUCGUUCAUUUCUAAACUGAUUUAAAGAAAAAACAUUUAUUUACUAAUAUUUAGG
Leptopilina boulardi is the source of this 754-nucleotide messenger RNA. Its product is annotated as odorant receptor 67c-like. Gene Ontology annotation, molecular function: odorant binding; olfactory receptor activity. Bases 180 to 719 code for a protein of 179 amino acids. Gene Ontology annotation, cellular component: plasma membrane. Gene Ontology annotation, biological process: sensory perception of smell; detection of chemical stimulus involved in sensory perception of smell. The transcript is spliced from 6 exons. The record is from RefSeq and is a predicted model, not a curated record. NCBI's taxonomy places the organism in Eukaryota, Metazoa, Arthropoda, Insecta, Hymenoptera, Figitidae.